AUGAAAGCGCUGGUAUAUCAAUUCGUUCUCGCCUCAUCCUUCUUCCUGGCCCCGUCUGAGGCACAUGGCGACCAUGGAACGUGCAAAGCCUUCCCUGGUACCACCGCCUGGCCACCUGAAGAGACUUGGACCCAAUUCAAUCAGUCUACUGGGGGAAAACUUAUCAAACCAAGGGCUCCUCCUGGAGCUGUCUGCCAUCCAGGACAGCCCACCUACAACGCCAACAAGUGCGUCAUCGUCACUGCAGCCUGGUCAACCUACGACUUCCACGUCGCCGAUCCCAUUUCAAACAUGUGGCAGCAAUUCAAUAAUGACACCUGUCUGGUUAACCCAUAUACUCCAUGUAGUAGUGCGGGAUAUCCUGCCUACGUCGUGAACGCAACGACCCCCAUGGACGUGAAGCUAAGCUUCGAGUUUGCACGGAAACACAACAUUCGUGUUGUCGUGAAGAGUUCCGGCCAUGACUUCCAAGGUCGUUCGCAGGCGCCAGGGGCUCUAUCGAUCUGGGUUCAUCAUAUGCAGAGUGUCGAGACACAUGAGACGUUUAAACCAACUGGUUGCAACUUUACGAUCGACAGCCCCGCCGUAACUGUAGGCGGCGGUUCCCCGCUCAGUCUCGUUUAUACCGAGUUAGACAAGAUCAAUCAGACUAUCGUAGGCGGGGAUUCACGAUCAGUCAGUGUGGGUGGUUAUAUUACCGGCGGUGGUCAUUCAAUUCUGAGUCCAAAAUAUGGCAUGGGAGCAGAUAGCGUUCUGGAAGUCGAGGUUGUCACGCCGAUGGGCGAGGUUCUUACUGCCAACGAGUGCCAAAAUGAAGAUUUGUUUUGGGCCAUGCGGGGCGGUGGAGGAUCGACUUUCGGCGUCAUGACCUCGGCGACCAUAGCUACCCACCCAACGCCAAAGCUAGUAGCAGGGCUCAUUGGAAUUCUGAGUCCUGAUGUCAAAGCACCUUGGGUUUGGGACAUGAAUGGUUAUGUAGCCUCUCAAUUCCCCUACCUCAUGUCAAAGGACGUAUCGGGCUACGUAUACUUUGGAGAAAACUUGAGCGGACCAGAUGGCAAUGGUGGCAUUACCAACUAUGCAGGUGUGGGUGGUGAAUUUGUGAUUCUAGAUACCGACGAUAUCAGUGAUAUGGCGGCCAUCUGGGAACCUAUCAUUGCUCAUGUCAAUGCUACCUGGCCCUCUGCAAUUUCCGCGAUCUCCGUCUUUCCGUACCCAUCCCUCAAAGCUUGGUUCGAUGUAUGGUACGACAAGAACCCGGCAGGUUACGAUCAAUAUGUUGGGUCUCGUCUUCUGGAUGAAAAAGCUCUUACGACAUCUGACCCCGCCGAUAUCGGGCAAGCUUUCAAGCUCGCGUCCGGAUCAGCAUAUCUUGUAGCUGGGAAAGGUGUACAUAAUGCCAAACCAAGAGGUGGUAGUACCGCAGUUACUCCAACCUGGAGAAGGGCCGUUGUCCACGCCGUGACCGGGCAUUCCUUUCUUCCACUUAACGCUACCGCGAGAGCCGAGGCUAUCGACAUUGUCAAUGCUAGAACUGAACCCUACCGAAAGCUAGCGCCUGAUAUGGGAGCUUAUGUGAAUGAGAAUUACCCUUACGAGCCGGAUUGGCAACAUACGUUUUGGGGAGAGAAUUACGAGCGGCUCCUCGAAAUCAAAAGGGCAGUUGACCCAGAAGAUGUCCUCUGGUGCAACCCAUGUGUUGGUAACGAUCGAUGGGAGCAAGUUGGGUACCGUCUCUGUCGCGUCGACAGCGAAGGUCAAAGCCAAGAUAACAAUCAGUAUUCCAUGGGUGUAUAAAUGGUUAAGAUAAACCAGAGCUACAGCUUUUCAAAGUCAGAGCGGUAUAUAGAGUAGACGCAUUCUGUACCCCUUCAACCCAUUGUAUUCCCAGCUAGUCAUUCAGAUAUAUCCACUCUACUUCGCUGGCAGUUUAUCCAACACCGUCGCAUUACCUGUGAUCUCGAAAUCCCAGCUUGUACGAUCAUCAACGUCCAAUACUAAUUUGUAUUUUGCAGGGUAUAGUGUCAGUGCCCCAUUGGCGUCACUUCGCGCAACACUUCCAAUUUUGAUGUCAAGCUUCCCGGUAGCAGUAUCACCAGGCUUGAUAUCAUGCAGUCUUAUAAAAGC
Messenger RNA from Xylaria bambusicola, 2127 nucleotides. RefSeq lists its product as uncharacterized. Gene Ontology annotation, molecular function: FAD binding; oxidoreductase activity. Lineage: Eukaryota; Fungi; Ascomycota; Sordariomycetes; Xylariales; Xylariaceae. The record is from RefSeq and is a predicted model, not a curated record. The transcript is spliced from 8 exons. Bases 1 to 1797 code for a protein of 598 amino acids.